This is a messenger RNA of Mercurialis annua (annual mercury), 1845 nucleotides long. Its product is annotated as protein MAIN-LIKE 1-like. Gene Ontology annotation, biological process: meristem development; meristem maintenance. The record is from RefSeq and is a predicted model, not a curated record. The transcript is spliced from 6 exons. Bases 1 to 1845 code for a protein of 614 amino acids. NCBI's taxonomy places the organism in Eukaryota, Viridiplantae, Streptophyta, Magnoliopsida, Malpighiales, Euphorbiaceae.
AUGUCGGAUUUCGAACGAGAUGGAAAUCGACAACCUCCGGGCGGAAAGCGUAGGGGGAAGACGUUUUUGACCCCAGAAUUAGGGGGAUCGGGAGUCCGUCACGUUACGACGCGUAAAGUUUCUGCCUCAGCUCGACGGAAGAAACAAGCGCAUACUUCUCCCGAUGACGUCCGCAUUUCUGUUGAGGAUCUUAGAGAGUCUGAUGAUUUUGAGAGCUCAGAGGACGAGCCAAGUGAAAAAAUUUACAUUUCUAAACGGAAAAAGGGUGCAGGUGGUCGGUUCGUUGGCGACUCGUCAUCAGGGUCGAACAGACGACCUGAAGAGGUUGACGUGUGGACCGUUACUUGUCCAGUACCUGGUGGACCCGAGGAUGACACUGUUAUUCCUAGUUUUCUCGGGCAUGUCGCUUCUCGGCUAUGGGAUGGGGCGGACAGAGGCGUGCUGAAGUGUCAGACUAGACAUGGAGCUCUGAAGAAGCUGAGACAGUGGUAUGAGACGGCCUCAGAGGAGGUUAAGGUGCUGAUAGACGGGACUGAGAUAUCACAUCUCCCGUUUAUCAUGUUUGAUCAUCUAGAUAUCCCGCUCCUUUCUGCAUUUGUGGAGCGAUGGCAGUCAGAUACAAACUCUUUUCACAUGCCAUUCGGGGAGAUGACCAUCACAUUACAUGACGUGUGGCAUAUUCUUCGGAUUCCAGUUACUGGGGCUAUGGUUUCAGGUCAGCCGAAUAAGGCUCAGCUGAUGGCUUACUGCGUACAGAUUUUAGGUAUUUCACCAGAGGAUCUAGUGAGUAAGACGAGCAAGCAUUUUGCCCAGGGAGGUGUGAUGAUUGAGUCGAUCAUCAGCUUAUGUAGGCAUGGCCGUACUGCAGAGGUGGAGGCGAUAGCCUGGAUCUGGUUGACGUUAGGUUGCACUCUAUUCACUGACAAGAGUGGCCAUCGGAUUAGACCUGCAACCAUAUGGGAGGUGCGGGACGGAGUCACAGAUACGAGUACAGUUUCCUGGGGCUCAGCUACACUAGCUUAUCUCUAUCGGCAGCUUGGAAUCUCAUCGAGAGGAGACUGCUCGGGUUUGACUGGGUGUCUGACACUGCUGCAGACAUGGAUUUAUGAGUACUUUCCAUGCUUCUGGCCCCAGCGAGAGCGGCUGUUGAUCGAGUCUCAUCUUCCUCGAGCUUCUAGCUGGAGUGCUACUGCGUCAGAUUGUUCAGCCACCCGACUUCGGUCCUUGCGAGCUCGUUUGGACACGCUGACUGCUGAGGAGAUCACAUGGCUCCCUUUUGGCGGCGAGCCUGCUGCCAGCGCAGAGCACACUGCAUAUUAUGGCUGGAUAGCGUACCGGGACAUUGUCGAGCCGUACAUGCCGUCUAGGGUGCUGCGACAGCUGGGUUAUGUGCAGACUGUACCUGUGCCAAUUUGUCGGCCAAUAGGGGUUGUUAGGUCCUGGAAGUCACUCAAGUACUCUGUGGACAUGAGUGUGACGAUUGCGGUUGACAUGUGGAACGCUUUUCCGGUCAUGUACAAGCUGCCGUUAAUGGGAUUUGAGGAAGCCCACGUUAUUGCUGGAGGAUGCCAUCCAGCGUACCUGGACUGGUUCGAGCGCCAUUCGCACCCCCGUAUCCUUCCUGGCAGAGAUCUUCCACGACGACAUCCUCCCCGCAGCAACAACGAUUAUUGGAUGACGCUGAUGGUCACCGAGUUCGAGCAUUUCAUCCAAAAAGUCAGCACGAUUACCGCCCAACAUAGACAGCACUGCGAAUUUGACGGCAUUCCGGAGUUGGAGACUGAGACGGAGGAGGCCAGCACUACUUUGGAGAGAGUCGUUGCCGCUUGGCGCAGUGCUGACUGA